AUGAAGGUGUUGUGCCUCCACGGCAAAGGCACCAGCGGCGCUAUAUUCAAGUCCCAGACGGCAAGCUUUCGCUCUCACCUCAAUGACCUCGACAUCGACUUCGACUUCAUAGACGGCUGCUACCCCUCCACUGCCGCAGCGGGAAUCGACCUCUUCUACCCCGCCCCCUACUACUCCUUCUGGGAAGAUGAUUCUCCCGAGGCAAUCACCAAAACCUGUACCUGGCUGAAGGGCCUCAUCGCAGAACGGGGCCCCUACGAUGCGGUGAUGAUGUUCUCGCAGGGCUGCGCCCUCGGCACCGCGAUGCUCCUCCUCCACCAAGCGCAGGACCCCACGCAGCCUCCGCCGUUCAAAGCGGCGAUCUUCAUCUGCGGCGGGCCGCCACUGAAGCUACUUGAGAGCAUAGGGUUUGAGGUUUCUGACGCAGUAAAGGAGCGCGAUCGGGCCGGGAGGGAGGCGUUGGCGACGCAGGCUCAUUCUGCGUCGAUAUUGGCGAGGGGGUCGGCGCGUUGGAUGGGUGAUGCGUCGAGGGGUGGGGCGGUGGAUGAGGAGGAGCUUCGGGGGGCGAUCCGGGGCCCGUUUACGGUGGGGGUUCCGACGGUGCAUGUUUAUGGGUCUAAGGAUCCGAGGUAUGCGGCUGGGGUGCAGCUUUCGGGGAUUUGUGAGCCGGGAAAGAGGAGGGUGUUUGAUCAUGGGGGCGGGCAUGAGAUUCCCCGGACGGAUAGGGUGAGUCGGACCAUUGCGGAGUUGGUAAGGUGGGUGCUACUGGAGGCGUCUGCAUAG
Molecule: messenger RNA, 783 nt
Organism: Aspergillus fumigatus Af293
Lineage: Eukaryota; Fungi; Ascomycota; Eurotiomycetes; Eurotiales; Aspergillaceae
Product: putative EF-hand calcium-binding domain protein
Exons: 2
Coding region: 1-783 (260 amino acids)
Cellular component (GO): cytoplasm; nucleus
Source: RefSeq, a predicted model, not a curated record